This is a messenger RNA of Amoebophrya sp. A25, 3577 nucleotides long. NCBI's taxonomy places the organism in Eukaryota, Dinophyceae, Syndiniales, Amoebophryaceae. The record is from the annotation of a GenBank genome assembly.
UCCACAUCGAAGAUCAGGGACAACGACUGGACAACUUUCUCUCUCUCUAUCAUCCCCGUCGAUUUAGAUUUUAUUUUUCCCGUCGUGUCUUACUAGUAUUAUCUCUUAGGGUGAGUGCAUAUGACGCUGCAAAUGUCCUCGUCCAUCUCUAGCUCCUCCUCACGACGGCCAAUAUGGCAUCCUCGGAGCAAGUCUGUCGUCGUGCUUGCUGCAGCCUAUUCUUGGGCUGCCAAAGGAGUCUCCAGGAGCAUGGAGACAAUGACUUUUCCGGGUUCCGAUGCAGACUUCGAUGCCGAGAUCUCGCAGAUCGAGAAAAAGGUCGACAUAACUGAGGAGGAAUCACAGUGGCUGGAGAUCAUGGCUCAAGGAUGGACCUCCAAAAACGUGACUUAAGACCUUGCUUGGACUUAAUUUUAAUAGAUACUUCUCAUUUGUUUCCACCGAUUUUUUUUAGGCAGAGCAAGAACCUGCUGCAUCAACUACUCCAUCUUCCUUUUCCUCUUGCUAGAUUCAUCAUCUUCUCAGGGAAAGGAAGAAUGAACGAUGAACCGGAAAAUGAUGAUAAAAUAUCGAGACCUGCUGCUCUGUCCUACCCGUCUUCUUCUAAACCGCAGGAUUUAUGCGCGAGGACAUGUAUCUCAAUUCUUUGCACAAACAAGACCCACCAGUGCCAAUCGUGUUAAGCUGCGACCUACCGCUGGGCUGGGAAGCCGGGACAGGGAAGCUUGCCCUUUUUUACAAGGGACAAGGAGUCGCGAUACUCAAUGACGUUGAGGUAUUACUUAUAUCUAUGGUUUUAGAGGCAGUAUGAUGUUGUGUUGACUACAACAUCAUGCGUAUUUUUUAAGCUUGGAGUUCUUGGUGACUGUUGAGCUCCUUGAGAAUGACGCGGCGAACAUCAAUGGAAAUGUAGAUGAAUUAGAAUCUCAGGCCUCACCGUUCAGGUCUUCGAGCACCGCAAAGAGGAGCGAAUAGCGCGUACUUUCGGGCUUGUACAUCCUGAAUAUCCCUACAUAAAAACGUGGAUCGAGCCAGCGCACAACAGUUUGUGCGGUGGUGACCUCUCUGUGGCCCCACGUGCGGUAAGUCCCCAGCAAAGCGACGGUUUAGAUGAGUUCCGUCUGGCGCCGACACAGAUCAGGGCUCAGCUGGAGGGUCACGAUGCUGUUUUCGUUUUCCAAUUGCGCAACCCGAUCCACAAUGGCCACGCUUUACUGAUGAAAGACACACAUCGGCAACUGCUAGCUAAAGGUUUCAAGAAACCCCUGCUCUGGAUCAAUCCUCUCGGAGGAUGGACCAAAGAUGACGACGUAAAAACUUGACGUUGUCCAACUACAUUUGAUCAUCGUCAAGCAGAAGAUGAAUUACAAACGUUGAUCUCGUCAACAACACCCAACAUGAUUGUGCCAUCACUGUGAUCGUUGCUUUAAUAUAACAUCUCGUUCUCGACCUCUUCACCAUCAUGAUCUCCGUCAACAAACUUUCUCUGCGUGCCAUUGCUUCGUUCCUUUCUGGAAUGACAGGUGCCUCUCUUGACGCGUAUGUUACAGCAUCAGAAGCUGCUGAAAAAUAAAGUAUUCGGAGACGAGCUGAAGGUCUUGCUCAGUAUAUUCCCAAGUCCCAUGCUUUACGCAGGCCCGCGGGAGGUUCAAUGGCACGCACUCUCAAGACAAAACGUAUCUAUCAAUUUCGAUGACAAUUAUCACAAUGAGAUCAACAAAUUAAUUUUAUAGAAGAGAUUUACUGAAUUUCAUCUUAAAUAUGAAGUUGAGGUUUUGAAAGUUUAGUAGGAGCGCUUUUUUUAAUCAGCAACUUCCAUCCUUUCGAGGACCCUCGUCAUCUUCUAUCAUCCUUGUUUGCGAAAACUCUUGAUUAGAACAUUAGGAACCACGACAUACCAGGUUGGCGCGACGCAUUACAUCGUUGGUCGUGACCCAGCAGGCAUGAAACACCCCGGGACAAAUGAUGAUUCCUACUCCGCGUGGCACGGGCAGAAGAUGCUGAAAAUGAAUCCGCUUUUUCAGAUGACGAUAGUGCCAUUCCAGUUUGCAAGUUACGACAAAACUGUUGGCGAGAUGCGCUUCUUCGACCCCAAAAGAAAAGACGACUUCAUCUCCAUAUCGGGAACGAAAAUGCGCGCCCUUGCCCGCGCUGGGGAGACACCCCCGAAGGGCUUCAUGGACGAGGAUGGAUGGCAGGUGCUAGUCGACUACUACCAGUCUCUCACUCAACAGAAGACAGAGUUGUAGAUAGAAAAAAUAGAGUACAAGUCAUCCACCAGUAGACGUGCAGGACUCGUCUUGCUUGACUAAGUAGUUGUACGUAGUCUAUGAGUGAAGGAAAACUGGCGGCGUGCUCCAACUUCUUGUGGUUGAGAGUACAACGAGUGAGCACUGACUUUAGUACUAAUAUGUUCUGCAGAUGAUCUUCCAGGACGAUGAGCUGCGCGUGUUGGAAUACGUGCAUCUUCUUUUUCACAAAAGGGACGGCCUUACUCAAGGCGACGUCUCUGUACUCAAAUUUUUGGAAUGAAGCGGGCGCUUCAAUAGUCCGAUGAAAAAUUCAUCAUGAACGAGCACAUUCUAGAAGAGAGCCGCGUUAUUCUAGGAGGGCGGCAGAUGAUGGGGUCCAGUGAAUGUAGUUCGUACGCGCACUAUCAUCCUUCCAUCUGCCAGUCUCGCUCCUGGGUUCGUGGAGGCCUCUAUUUCUCGAAGCGCGUUCACGCGACAACAAGAAGCAAAAUCAUUUGUUUUCUUAAUAUCACAUAAAAGAUGUCGAUGAUUGACCCACCGGCGCUGUCCGUGUGAUCCCUAUCCAUUUUUCCAUGCAUUCCUUCGUAGAAAAGAUAUCGCAAGGUGCGCGCCACGCACCUCGAUUGGAUCUCAUGAACAUAACAAAUACAUCUAGAUUUACAACAUGCAGUAACAUCCGAGACAUUAUUCUGACUCUUCAUUCUGUUAGUUGUACCAGCUGAUUUUUAUGGUUGAAACGGCCUACCCGGUGAUGAGUCCUUGUCCCCAACAUGAUAAGGCCGGAAGAAGUCGUUUUCUUCGUUUUCGGUUGUCUACACGCACUCUCACGUAUUUCAUAAAUGAUAGAUAGGGUCAUGUUUUUUGCAUAUUGUUCCAUAUUCAAGUCAGAGUCAGUAUUGUUUGAAUGAUUUGCGCGUCGACGUUGUAAAAGCAUGUUGAUUCAUUAAAGACCUUUCGCAACAACCUAAAUCUCCUUUUCAACUUAUCGCGGCACUUUCCAUGUGCGUUCUUCUGGUGGCGAUGUCGCAUGCGCGAUACGCCUCGACGUGUGUCCCGAAGUUGUCAUUUGGAUAUCGCGCAUUUUUCUUGACGAAAAGUUAAGAAUAGCUACCGUGUCGCGUCUACUAUACGUGGACUGACUGUGUGGUGUAGCUGCAGAUCUUCCCUAUAGUUGUUCAAAUUGCUGCUUGGCUUCUGUAGUGUCAUAGUGAUCGGUGUUGCUGAAGUACAAGGUUUCGCUGUUCGUUGUCUGAAAAAGUGUUAGCGUCAGGCGCGAUGAAAGUACGAACAAUUAUAGCUACCCAUCGAUGUAGUAACGCUGUUGU